CUUAACAUUGCACUUCCUCAGCAUCACCUUUCAAAUCCCUUCACCCCACACCCUUUUCCAUCCCACAAACAAAAACCCAAUGUUCACCUUAUAAACUCCAAACAACACCAAAACAAACAUGGAGAAAAUACAACAUAACAACAUCAAAGUAAAUGGCAUCAAUAUGCACGUAGCCGAGAUCGGGGAAGGCCCCGCGGUGCUUUUCGUCCACGGCUUCCCCGAACUAUGGUACACAUGGCGUCACCAGAUGCUGUUUAUAGCCUCCAAAGGCUACCGUGCCAUCGCACCUGACCUUCGUGGGUUCGGUGACACAGAAGCGCCACCUUCCGCCACCAGCUACACCGCGUUCCACAUAGUCGGAGACCUUGUUUGCUUGCUUGACUCGUUGGGGUUGGACAAAGUUUAUUUGGUGGGUCAUGAUUGGGGUGCCAUAAUAGCAUGGCACUUGUGUAUGUUUAGACCGGAGCGGAUCAAGGCUUUGGUUAACAUGAGUGUGGUCUAUAAAUCUAGGCAUCCUUCGGUCAAACCAGUGGAGCUGAUGCGACAGAUUUAUGGUGACGAUUUUUACGUUUGCAGAUUUCAGGAAAUUGGGUGGGAAGAAGAGUUUGCAAAAGUAGAUACCAAAAAGCUACUAGCCACAUUUUAUUUCAAACGAAUCCCAACUCCACCAAAGAUGCCAAAAGACUUUGCAAAUUGUUUUAACCCACCACCAUACACCUUACCUGCAUGGUUCACCGAAGAAGACCUCGAUUACUUCGCAUCCAAAUAUCGCGCCACAGGAUUUUCAGGACCAUUCAAUUAUUAUCGAUGUUUCGAUCUAAAUUGGGAGCUAUGUGCAGCAUGGAUCGGAUCCAAGAUAAUGGUGCCUGUGAAAUUCAUAGUUGGCGACAUAGAUUUGAUGUACAACUUUCCCGGAAUAAGAGAAUACAUACAUGGCGGUGAGUUUAAGGAAGCGGUGCCACAACUAGAACAAGUGGUGGUGAUGGAAGGAGUUGGUCACUUCAUCAACCAAGAGAAGCCGCAAGAGAUCAACGACCACAUCUACGACUUCAUUACCAAGUUCAAACCAACGUUCACCUCUUAUAUAAAACCCACACAACAAUGUAACUUAUACACAAAAACAAACAUGGAGAAAAUACAACAUAACAACAUCAAAGUAAACGGUAUCAAUAUGCACGUAGCCGAGAUCGGAGAAGGCCCCACCGUGCUUUUCGUCCACGGCUUCCCCGAACUAUGGUACACAUGGCGUCACCAGAUGUUGUUUAUAGCCUCCAAAGGCUACCGUGCCAUCGCACCAGACCUUCGUGGGUUCGGUGACACAGAAGCGCCACCUUCCGCCACUAGCUACACCGCGUUCCACAUAGUUGGAGACUUGGUGUGCUUGCUUGACUCUUUGGGUUUGGACAAGGUUUACUUGGUGGGUCAUGAUUGGGGUGCCAUAAUCUCAUGGUACAUGUGUUUGUUUCGACCGGAUCGGAUCAAGGCUUUGGUUAACAUGAGUGUGGUCUUUACUCCAAGGAACCCUUUGGUUAAACCGCUGGACCAAUUUAGACAGAUUUUUGGCGAUGAUUUCUACAUUUGCCGGUUCCAGGAAGUUGGGUGGGAAGAAGAGUAUGCAAAAGUUGAUACGAAACGACAACUUGCUGCCUCUUAUUUUAAUCGAAAUCCAAGAGCACCUAAGCUACCCAAAGAAUACGCAAAGUUUUUUAAUCCACCUCCAUACACUUUACCUUCAUGGUUCACCGAACAAGACCUAGACUAUUUUGCAUCUAAAUAUCGCGCCACAGGAUUCCGUGGACCAUUUAACUAUUAUCGUUCUUUUGAUGCAAACUGGGAGCUGUCUGCAGCAUGGACCGGAUCCAAGAUAUUGGUGCCGGUGAAAUUCAUUGUGGGGGACUUAGAUCUGACGUACGCCUCUCCGGGAACAAAGGAGUACAUACAUGGUGAUGGAUUCAAGAAAAUGGUGCCCGGACUUGAAGAAGUGGUGGUGAUGGAAGGAGUUGCUCACUUUAUCAACCAAGAGAAGCCACAAGAGAUCAACAACCAUAUUUUAGACUUCAUCAAAAAGUUUUAAGUUCAAUGAUCCAAUAAUAAUUGUGGGUGGCUAUAAGCAUAUGAUCAUUCAAUAACUUUUUUGAAAAGUUUUAAAUGAAACCAAAAGAGGCGACUUUUUGUUCACUAAGGUAGUGUUCGUUUCAUGGAUUGUAAUGGAAUUGGAAUGGAAAUUCGUUUAGAAAUUGAAAUUUGAUUUGUAAUAAA
Molecule: messenger RNA, 2259 nt
Organism: Helianthus annuus (common sunflower)
Lineage: Eukaryota; Viridiplantae; Streptophyta; Magnoliopsida; Asterales; Asteraceae
Exons: 6
Coding region: 119-2074 (651 amino acids)
Molecular function (GO): hydrolase activity
Source: RefSeq, a predicted model, not a curated record